GACUGGAGAGUCAAUUAGAUCUGAAGUGAAAAUUUCAAGUCGAAGGUCAAAAGGGGCCAGCAUAAGGAUUCUCUCGAUGGAGAAGGAAGAAAAAGUUGGGCAAUGUCAUCAUCGGCAACCACAUAGAAUCCUUCACUUUACGACGAUCUCUGUUUUUUGAUCCCUUCUUUGAGGGAAAGUGAGAGAGCAAGUACUCCAUUGAAGCGAUUGAACUGAUUCUGCAGAGCAGUGGAUUGAAGAUAGAGAAAGAUUUUGUUCUUGUGUGUUUUUGGCGCAGAUCUCCAUGAAGAACACGAGGAAGAAGAAGAAGCGAUCGCCGGCCCCCAAGUCCACCUGCAAAGGCGUUGUGGGGAACAGGGAUCUUGGCAAAGUAGGAGGAGGAGGGGUUGAACCCGAAGGUGAACAAAAACGUGAGGUUCUGGAGAGAUUGGUUGGAGCAUUUUCCUUAUCUUCUUCUGAGGAAGCUGCUUUGCCAUAUAAAGAUGCCGAGGUUGAUCUCGAAGAAACUGCUCAAAUUCCGAUGGGAGGCUUUGUGGAUAAUAUUAAGGUUUCUUCCACUUGUUCUAGCUCUAGUGGGUUUUCGGGUAUGGACUUGGCAUCAACUUCGGGUUCGUCUGAAGGGUUUAUGGAGUCCAAUUAUGCGGAUAUGAGCAGUGCCAAUGGAUUCCGAAGGGGUAAGCAGAAGAAGAAGGUAUCUGCAGCUAUGGGUACCGUUUCCACGGUUUUGGGCAAGGAGUAUAUGAGACGGAGCUCAAAUAGGCCCAAUGGAUAUCAUAAUAAUGAAGUCGUUGAAAAGGCAGAGGUGGAGCAGUUUCUGUGUUCGAUGCUGGGAAAUGAUUGUGACAUCAGUUUGGCUGUUGUUAGAGAUGUUCUAUGUCAGUGUGGAUAUAAGAUGGAUAAGGCCCUGGACGUGUUGCUUGAGAUGUCUAUGCCUUCCGAUCAACAAUAUGAGAAAGACAGACACCCUGAUGGCACAGCUGAUAAUAUUGAUGAUAUGAGAUUUCCUGCUUACCAUGAGAAUCUAACAGACAGUAGAUCAGAGUGCACAUCCUUUUCAUCGGAAGGUGAAUUUUCUGACAAUUGGUGGUCCCUGGGAUCUUUUCACGGGAAUUAUGCAGAGGUGCUCUCUAGUUCUAAAGCUCAAUAUGAUAAUGGCUUUGGAAAUGUAAAGUCUGAACUUCCUCAGAAGGUGUUGGAAUCUCUGUUUGACAUUCACAAAAGUACUGAACAUGACAAAGAUGCCAUGAACUGGAGUAAUGUAGUAAAGAAAAUGCAGUCUUUGGCGCCUCAAUUGAAUGCUUCUUGUGGUGUUGCCAAAUCUCAGCAACAUACUUAUGCUAAAGGAGAUGACUAUUAUGUGCUUAGGGAAGAUGCAAAGCAGCACUGGGAUUCAAUGAGAUCUUAUUAUCAGAAAGCUUCAGCUGCACACACCAAAAAAGAACGAGCAUAUGCAGCAUAUCUUUCUGACCAGGGAAAGGAACAAAGUAACUUGGCUCAGAAGGCAGAUGCAAAGGCAAGCCAUGACAUAUUUAUGGCUAGAAACAAGGAUAUAGAAAAUGUCAUAACUAUUGAUUUGCACGGGCAGCAUGUCAAACCAGCAAUGAGAAUACUUAAACUACACCUCCUAUUUGGAUCUGUUGUUCCCUCUGUCCGGACACUAAGGGUUAUCACAGGUUGUGGAUCACAUGGUGUGGGAAAGUCAAAGCUGAAACAAUCAGUUAUAAAGCUUCUGGAAAAGGAGAAUGUUGAAUGGCGUGAAGAGAAUCGGGGAACUGUGAUAAUCAAACUUAGUGGAUCCAGAGAGUUCAGUUUUCUGGACUCUGAUACUGAUAGUGACUGCAAUUAAAUUCCUGUACCAAGGUACUAUAGGAAUAUCAGCUUGUAACAAGUAAGAUAAUUUAGAAGGCUAACAAUUUCUCUAGACACUAAUUAAUGUUAGCCCAGCUUUUGGUUUAUUAUUUCUAGUACCUCUGAGGGUGGAAAAUUUGCAGUGCGCUAUGCAGAGAACCUCUAACUCAAUUGAUAAGUCUAAAGAUUAAGAUAUUACUACAGUUGUACAUAUGUUCAUGUAACAAUUACUUCUAACUUGCAAUGAAGUCUUCAAUUAAAUUA
Prosopis cineraria is the source of this 2112-nucleotide messenger RNA. Its product is annotated as SMR domain-containing protein At5g58720. Bases 284 to 1846 code for a protein of 520 amino acids. The transcript is spliced from 12 exons. NCBI's taxonomy places the organism in Eukaryota, Viridiplantae, Streptophyta, Magnoliopsida, Fabales, Fabaceae. The record is from RefSeq and is a predicted model, not a curated record.